Coregonus clupeaformis (lake whitefish) is the source of this 2025-nucleotide messenger RNA. It is a transcript of the gene dennd6a, whose product is annotated as DENN/MADD domain containing 6Aa. The record is from RefSeq and is a predicted model, not a curated record. Gene Ontology annotation, cellular component: recycling endosome. Gene Ontology annotation, molecular function: guanyl-nucleotide exchange factor activity. The transcript has 18 exons. Lineage: Eukaryota; Metazoa; Chordata; Actinopteri; Salmoniformes; Salmonidae. Bases 113 to 1915 code for a protein of 600 amino acids.
UGUUGUUGGUUUUGUUUCUGUGUGGGGUACGUUGGUUAGCUUGCUAUCAAGAGAUAAAGAUACCAGUAUAAAAGUUAUCGAAAGGAAACAUUUUCCACCGUUGGGCUUCGUGAUGGCUUUGCAGGGCUCCGAGGAGAAACUCGCAGAGCCGGAAGAGGUUGGAGACGAGGAUGUGAGCGUCUCUCCAGCGGAAGAAAUAACGUUAACCGUCGGGCCUGAAGGAGAGGAGGACACGGACCCGCUUCUCCUGCCGUGGGAUCGCUUCUCUGCCUGGCUACACUGCAUCUGUGUCGUCGGGUUCGAUCUGGAACUCGGCCAGGCGGUGGAGGUCAUCUACCCACACCAUUCCAAACUAUCCGAGAAGGAGAAAACAAGUAUCUGCUACUUGUCAUUCCCAGACUCCAACUCAGGUUGUCUAGGGGACACACAGUUCUGCUUCCGUUUCCGCCAGGCCUCAGGCAGGAUGUCCUCUCUGGGGUUUUUUCUGGACCAGUUUGACCGUGAUGCCCCAGUCUGCCUCAAGAGGGACCAGGGCCAUUACUAUGGUUACGUCUACUUCAGACAAGUCCGGGACAAGUCACUCAAGAGGGGCUACUUUCAGAAGUCCCUGGUCCUUAUCAGCAAGCUACCCUAUGUCAUGUUCUUCCACUCCCUGCUGAAGCUCAUUGCUCCAGAGUACUUUGAGAAGCAGGAGCCAUGCCUGGAGGCUGCCUGCAACGACAUCGACCGCUGGCCCACUCCUCAUCCAGGGAAAAUACUGACCCUCCCUAUAAUGGGGACAGUUAUGAAGGUUCGGAUCCCUACAUGUUAUGACAAGCCUGGAACCUCUCAGCUGGUGCAGUCAGCACAGAAUGACAACCUGGUGUCCAUAGUUCUCCCCACAAUCCAUGAGGUAGACUUGUUCAUGUGUUUCCACCCAGUCUUCUUCCACAUUCAGAUGUUAUGGGAGCUGGUGUUGCUAGGAGAGGCUCUGGUUGUCAUGGCACCAUCACCGGCAGAAUCCUCCGAUACUGUUCUGGCAUUGGUCAGCUGCAUCUCUCCACUGCGUUACUGCAGUGACUUCAGACCGUACUUCACCAUCCAUGACAGCGAGUUUAAGGAGUACACCACCAGGACACAGGCCCCGCCAUCUGUGAUUCUUGGCGUGACCAACCCGUUCUUUGCUAAGACCCUCCAACACUGGCCUCACAUCAUCCGUAUUGGAGACAUGAAGCAGGCUGGAGAGACGGUCAAGCAGAUGAAGGUCAAGAAGCUGAAGAACCUGAAGACCCUGGACUCUAAACCAGGUGUCUACAGCGCAUACAAGCCCUACAUCAGCAAAGAUGAGGAUAUCAUCAAACAACUACAGAAGGGUGUCCAACAGAAACGUCCCUCGGCGGCACAGAAUGCCAUCCUGCGACGGUACUUCCUGGAGCUGACGCAGAGCUUCAUCAUUCCACUGGAGCGUUACGUGGCCAGUCUGAUGCCUCUGCAGAAGAGCAUCUCUCCUUGGAAGAGUCCUCCCCAGUUGAGACCGUUCCUCCAGGAGGAGUUUAUGAAGACUCUGGAGAAGGCUGGUCCUCAGCUCACCUCACGACUCAAAGGAGACUGGAUGGGACUCUACAGACAGUUCCUGAGGUGUCCUAACUUUGACGGCUGGUUCAGGAAUCGCAGGAGAGAGAUGAUGAAGAAACUGGAGGCCCUUCACCUGGAGGCUCUCUGUGAGGAGGAUCUGCAGUUGCGUGUCCAGCAACACACUGAGGUGGAGACUGUGGACCUCGUUCUCAAACUCAAAGACAAACUGACUCAGGCAGAGAGAGAGCAGCUUCCUCUGAGGCCGGGGACGUUGACCAAACUACAGGCCCACAUCGACUCUGUCAUCCUGUCUUUACCUGAUGAUCUACAGGGAAUCCUGCACAAGCCCUCCACACCCUGACCUCUCACCCCUGACCUUUAACCCCUGACCACUAAUCAUUGACCUAUAACCCCUGGGGGAGGAGGAAGGAAGGACUGUUUCAGUCUCAGCAUUGAACUAUGGAUUUUUAA